This is a messenger RNA of Penicillium brasilianum, 2079 nucleotides long. Lineage: Eukaryota; Fungi; Ascomycota; Eurotiomycetes; Eurotiales; Aspergillaceae. The record is from the annotation of a GenBank genome assembly.
CAGCAAUAUCACUAGCCAUCGUAUGAUCCAAGUCUAAACGCGUAUUGCUACCAGAAGGACGGUCUUGAAAGCGGUGAGAUUUCAUCUUUCCCAAGUUCUGUUGCUGUAGCCUUCUCCGAAAGCAAUUUGCCGUGGAUCUGAUUACAGGAUCCACGAGGUUACCAUUGCUGGACAAUCGCAGUGAAACACAAUGGAGGCGAAAGCCCAUUCCAAAGAGAGCUAUUCUAAGCCUGGACAAGUUUCAUGGAUGGAACAGGACCUUGCCGAUUGCUCUCGCGACUUUAGGCCGUUAUCGCAAGAACGAGAUGCGGGGACUAGUCUCGACGGGUUACCGCGGGCGAAAGACGGACCGGCCCUUCAUGUGGGAGUCAUUGGAGCAGGGUUUGCUGGAUUGAGGUGUGCUGAGAUCUUGCUCGAUCAUGGAGUUCGGGUUACGGUUCUGGAAGCUAGGGAUCGGCUUGGUGGGCGUGUUCACCAAGUAGAUUUGCUGGGCCAUACAGUUGAUAUGGGACCAAACUGGAUCCACGGCACCCUCAACAAUCCCAUCUUGAAUCUGGCAAAGCAAACAGAAACGGCUCUUGCUGCAGUCGAAGACUCGGCGUGCAUCUUCGAUCAAGAUGGAGAAUUCAUUAGCAAUGAAAAAGCAACGGAACUCCUAGACCUAGUCUGGGAGAUUAUCAGAGAAGCCUUCAAGUAUAGUAACGAAGACUGUGCAAAUAUCUCACCGGAGAGAAGUUUGAAAGACUUUUUCCUUGAUCAGGUCCGCGAGAAAGGGUUGGCUGAAGAGAAUCAGACCUUGGUCUUGCAGAUGGCGGAGAUGUGGGGAGCUUUUAUAGGAGAUCCGCUGGAGAGGCAGAGUUUGAAGUACUUUUGGCUUGAGGAGUGUCUGGAUGGAGACAAUCUUUACGUGGCAAGCAGCCAUGCCAAAAUCCUAGACAAAGUAGCCGACGCGGCUGUCAAACGCGCAGAAAUCCUCUUUAGCACCAAAGUUGUCAACAUCGAGAACAUGGGCAGUCCAGAAGGAGACAAGCGCAAGGUCCGCGUAACAUCAUCCGAGAAUCAAAACUGGGAAUUCGACGACGUAGUCGUCACAAUUCCCCUCGGAGCGUUGAAAUGUGGAAUUCCCAAUUUCAAUCCACCCCUCUCUCCAGCAAUGACCCGUGCCAUCCAGAAUACAUCAUACAGUCGACUGGAGAAAGUAUACAUUACUUUUCCAACAGCAUUUUGGGAAUCCUCAGGCCCAGACUCAGACUCGGACACAUCGAAUACAUCACCAUCCAACUCAACAAAGUCCCCCUUCCAAUCAUUCGCCAACUUCCUAAACCCAACCUAUUCGCCCACCACGAACUCGUCCGCCUGGAGUCUGGAGGUAAACUCCCUCUCCAAUCCCUCCACAUUCGACUCUCACGCUCAACCAACCCUCCUAUUCGGCAUCUACGGACCCUGCGCAACACACAUAACAACCCUCAUAAAAGAAUUAUCACCCUCCUCACCCGAAUACUUCAGCGUGAUCGACGACUUUUUCCGUCCAUACUACGCUCUCUUACCAAACUACGACCCGACCAAGCCGGAGUGUCGACCGCGUGCCGUUCUCGCGACGAAUUGGCAGAAUGAUGAGUUUGCUGGGUUUGGAUCUUAUAUGAACUUUAAAAACAGUCUAGAGCCUAAAGAUGGAGGGGAUGGAGAGGGGACGGAGCCAAGAUUGGAUGAUGAUAUUAGGGCUUUGAGGAAAGGCAUGCCGGAGAGGGGGAUUUGGUUGGCGGGUGAUCAUACGGCGCCGUUUGUUGCCCUAGGCACUUUGACGGGGGCUUAUUGGAGUGGAGAGUUGGUGGGGAUGAGGAUCUUGAAGGGGUAUGGGAUGGCUUUGGAGUCUAAGGGCGGAGAGGGAUCGGCAUUGAGUAAUGGGGAGAAAGAGUAAAGAUGCCGGAGAGAGUUAGACCUGAUGGUAAGGGUGGGAUGGGAGAUAUGGAGAGAAUGAAGCAUGACUUUGACGGAGAUCUGCAAUCACUUGGUGCAGUAGUAGCAAUUCUAUCUGUUAAAGGUUGUGAGUGGUACUGUAAUAUGUUUCCUCUGAUCUUA